CAAGCCGGCCUUCCCAGUACAUACGUCAAGGACCCACUGAAGGAAACGGUGUAUCUUUUACAGGUCAAGGGGUUUGAGGCGCCUGGCCGUGAGCACUGCGUGUGGAGGCUAAACAAAGCGUUGUACGGAUUGCGUCGAUCCGGAGCCGCGUGA
Messenger RNA from Phytophthora sojae, 153 nucleotides. RefSeq lists its product as hypothetical. The annotation marks the transcript as partial. Lineage: Eukaryota; Oomycota; Peronosporomycetes; Peronosporales; Peronosporaceae. The record is from RefSeq and is a predicted model, not a curated record. The transcript has a single exon.